Morchella sextelata is the source of this 774-nucleotide messenger RNA. RefSeq lists its product as uncharacterized. NCBI's taxonomy places the organism in Eukaryota, Fungi, Ascomycota, Pezizomycetes, Pezizales, Morchellaceae. The coding region runs from base 1 to 774 and encodes 257 amino acids. The record is from RefSeq and is a predicted model, not a curated record. The transcript is spliced from 5 exons. Gene Ontology annotation, molecular function: oxidoreductase activity.
AUGGGCAAACUAUCAUUCAAAGAUGUUCUUCCUCUCACCGGUUCAUCUCAUACAAUUCCUCAUAUUGGCUUCGGGGUCUACCUUUCAGAUGAAUCGACAUGCAAGGCUUCUUGCCUAACUGCUCUCAAACUUGGGUACCGUCACAUUGACACAGCUCAAUACUACGAAAACGAAGCUCAAGUAGGCGAGGCAGUUCGCGAGAGUGGACUGCCACGUGAGAGCGUCUAUGUUACUACGAAAGUUAUGCAACCCGUUGGAAGCGUUGAGAAAUCGCUGCAGGCAUUGAGGGAGAGUGUGGGGAGAAUUGGGCUCGGGUAUGUGGAUCUAUUCUUGAUCCACUCUCCUUCCAGUGGAAAGGAAGGAAGAAAGGAGCUUUGGACCGCGUUGGAGGAGUUGAAAAAAGAGGGAGGAACUAAGGAUAUCGGUGUGAGUAACUUUGGAGUGAAGCACCUGGAGCAGCUUAAAGAGUUCUCCUCGACUACCCCAGUAGUGAAUCAGAUUGAGCUGCACCCUUGGUGUCAACAACGUGAAGUUGUCGACUACUGCAGGAAAAACGGCAUUAUCGUACAGGCCUAUGCACCCUUGGUUCGAGCCCAGAAGAACGACGAUCCAACCCUUCAAUCCAUUGCCAAGGCACAUGGCGUCUCAGUCCCCCAGGUGCUUGUACGAUGGUCCCUCCAACAUGGAUUUGUGCCACUACCCAAGAAGCUCGAUGAUAAAGCCUUGCCUGAUGAAGAAGGAGCGAUUUGCCCGUACCUUGCGAAUUGUCCGUAA